AUGGAUCUGACAUUACUGCUACUAGAUGAAGAUUCCUUGCAUGAUCAUGUCUUUGAGCGUUAUAUCGAAUUGAACUCGAAUUCAGAAACAUUGAAACAGGAUCUGGGUAUUUUGAAUAGAUCGGAAACUACACUCACGAUCGAUAUUGAACCAUAUAUUGGUUUGGAUGAUACCAGUCGUUCAAACGGCAAUUCUAAGAAUGAUAGAACCAAGAAGAGAGAUAAAAAUAGGUCGAAGAAAAAGGAGAGUGCUUUCAAUAACGAUUUUUAUUCGUUGAAUAUAGAACAAUCACUCACUAGUUUGAACUCAUCAAAGGAUAAUAACAAUUCAACAACUGGUUAUGUUUUAUGGUCAACAACACCUUUUUUUUUGAGAUGGCUAUUGUAUCAUCCAACAGCAUCAGUUUUCAGAAAUGGAGGUGAUCUAGAAGUCAUUGCUAUGGAUUCACAAAUUGAAGCUCUCAAAUUACCUCACCAUUCAAUAGUUGAUUCUAAACUGAAAGUACCUCCAAUAAUCAAUUACGAUAAUAGUAAUAGAGAAGGCUUCGAUUGUAGUAUAAUUGAGUUAGGUUCAGGGGUAUCCGGAAUGACUGCAGUCGUGUUGAGUAAUUUUGUUAACGACUAUAUAGCUACAGAUCAGAAGGGAAUUAUAAGCAAGUUAAAACAAAACAUAAGCGAGAACCUUGUGCAGAUAAGUAAAAAGGAAUGUGUGUCUAGAAGUAUGGAUAUCGGAAGUGAAAUCGUUCUUGAACAAAAUUCAGAGACGGAGGCCCAUAAGAAGCCUGUUGUCAACCUAGAAGUUAUGCCAAUCGAUUGGGAAACUUUUGACAUAUCUAAACCUGCACUGCUUCCUAUGGAUUUCAUUAGAAUAUCCCAAAGUUCCAAUGUUGUUACAAUAAUUGCAAUGGAUGUGAUUUAUAAUGAAUACUUGAUCGACUAUUUUUUGAAAACCUUAAUUCAACUAAUCGAUUUUUUUAAGAAGAAAAAUAUUCAAACACACUGCCUUAUUGGUAUUCAUUUGAGAUCACAAGAUAUUAUAACUGAAUUUCUAGAAAAAGCUAUAAUAGAAAACGAUUUAAAAGUCUUUUCAUUAACGAAUGAUUACUUAAAUUCUUCCAGAUUUUCUUUUUAUUAUAUAUAA
Messenger RNA from Tetrapisispora phaffii CBS 4417, 1140 nucleotides. RefSeq names its product S-adenosylmethionine-dependent methyltransferase (gene RKM5). The transcript has a single exon. Bases 1 to 1140 code for a protein of 379 amino acids. NCBI's taxonomy places the organism in Eukaryota, Fungi, Ascomycota, Saccharomycetes, Saccharomycetales, Saccharomycetaceae. The record is from RefSeq and is a predicted model, not a curated record.